CCUAGUAACAAAGUCUUCUAGGAAAGAAGAUGCAAACUCUGCAUAGCAGUCAAUCUGUUAGACCUUUUAAACUGAGAAAGAGUUUUGCAACUAGACUGGAAGAAGGAGCAGGAAUUCGGGCAAAGUUCCCAACAAAAAUCCCAGUAAUUGUUGAACGGUAUCAGAAAGAAAAAUAUCUUCCUCUACUGGACAAAACAAAAUUUCUUGUUCCUCAGGAGCUGACCAUGACACAGUUUAUAACUAUCAUUAGAAGCAGAAUGGCUCUAAAUGCUACACAAGCUUUCUACCUGCUGGUGAACAACAAGAGUCUGGCCAGUAUGUCUCUGACAUUGGCUGAAGUGUACAGGGACUACAAAGAUGAAGAUGGCUUUGUAUAUAUGACAUAUGCUUCCCAGGAGAUGUUUGGAUGCCUCUUGCCCGCUGCCCAAGGGAAACUUAAGGAAUGCCUUCUAAAAACAUAAGGGCAUGUCUGACAGCUGCUGCUAGGCAGCUGAUUAUGCCAGUGACUUGAAGAUCAGAGAUGCUCUUUCCAGUAUGGGCUCUUAAACACUGUACUGAAGGCUAAUGGCCCAGAUGUUGGCAGGACCAACUAAUGCAGAAGUGGUGGUGCUCUAUUCCUAGAUAAGUAACUUGGAGAUAUAUAUAUUAUAUUUGAAAAGACACUAGUGGAUUUUUUGAACUGCACCUUUAGAAUCUUUUUGUAAUGUCAGUUUAAGUUAUGUGACUGCUUUUUAAGGGAACUCUAAAGCCUGAGCCUAAUAGAUUCAAAUAAAGAUACAUUUAAGAUUUAGGUUGAAUGUAAAUAUUAAUCUGGGGGAAGUAUUAGUCUCCUAGAAAAGUAUUGUGGAGUACACCUGGAGCAUAGGAGCAGAAGCAGUAGUUUUAGAGUGAAUUGAAAUUAAUGGAUUGUGUGCACAUCUUCUUUAAAGAUGGUGGAGUAACUUACGUCAGGGUCCACAUCACUAACAUUGAUUGUACAGCACCACAUAUUAAAACAUAGAGCAUAUUGAUACAGGUCAGUUGGCUAUUUAUGGAAAUUCCUGUUGAACUAGAUCAUCCAAUAGUUGUGCCAUCAUAGUUCAACAGACUGAGCCUAAAACAGUUGACUAGACUAGCAUCUGAGUUCAUAUAUUUACCUAAAAUACUAAUUAAUGUCCAAAAUAGGAUAUUAACCACGAAGUGCCUCUUUCAGGAAUCUCUAUGCAGCACUUUCUAAAGUUGUAACAGUAUUUCUAGCUUUGGGUUAAACUACUCUACUUUUUGAACUCUGCUCAAGGCUGAGUAGGCAGUUUGCUUUGUAUCUUGCAACAGCGAGGUGAGGCCUUUCAUAGGGGAGAACGGUGUCACUCCUAUCUUCCUUUCCUCCAGGCCACAUCACAAGCUAUAAAGAGAGUAGAAUUCUUAAGGGUGCACUGUGAAUUAGUCGAAUAAGAGUCUACUGACUACAACAGUGGUGUCUUGGAAUUAGGUAGAGCAGGAGAGCCUAUAUCUUUCCUUUAAAAACUAGUAACAAGGCACAAUUUUCAAAGAUGGUGCUUUAAAAUCAAUUUGACUAAAGGGAUACAAAUGAGUAUGAAUUUAGGAAACUUAUUUAAAGUCUGAAGCCCCUUUGCCCACAUUGUGGGAGGUGUAACUAUUGCCAAGGUAACUACAUUUCCC
Chelonoidis abingdonii (Abingdon island giant tortoise) is the source of this 1659-nucleotide messenger RNA. RefSeq names its product microtubule associated protein 1 light chain 3 gamma (gene MAP1LC3C). The record is from RefSeq and is a predicted model, not a curated record. Gene Ontology annotation, biological process: autophagy. Lineage: Eukaryota; Metazoa; Chordata; Testudines; Testudinidae.